AAUUAGAAAAUGACUGUCUUAUUCCUAGAAGCUACAGUACAUUGAUCACGUAUCACUUGUUCAGUUUUUCUCCUCCUCCUUAUAGAAUGUCUAAAAAAAUGCUUUUGGUUUUCUUUCACAUGUUAGGUCAUUUUACUUAUCAGACUUACCUUGUAUGUCCAACAGAAGGGAGGAACUUUCUCUUCAAGGAAAAAUUCAACUAACUCCAAACACAAAGAGGAAACAAUUACUCUUUUACUUGCUAUUUGAUACGCUUGCUCUUACCACUCUUAUUUUCUGUGGGAAUGUCCAAAGAAUGCGUUUCCUUGAAUAGAAGUCACAGCUGUGUAAAUAGCAAAAAGUAACUUUUUAUCCCAUAGCUUCUUUCAAGCGCAUUUGGCCAGGAGGCCAAAACUAGAUAAAGCUCCGAACGUUUUCCACUUGCCGGGGAGGCUAGUGGAAGAGCAUUGCGAUGGCUGUCUCAUCUUUUCUAGGCUACGGUCAUGAGCACAACACGAUUUUUUGAUAUCACAGCCUGUUGUUUGGGUCUGUGUUUUCAAAUAUUUGGGUGCUUUCAUUUGGGUGAUAGCUACAGUUCAGAAACUGGGCAAUAACAUUUCAACCAUAUAUCCUUUCUGUUAUCUUUUUGUAAUAGGAUUUUUAAACUCCAGUUUUCACCUUCAUGCAGAAGAUAAAAUGUUUCCAAAUCAAAAAUAAGGGGAAAUACGUUACACACCCUAGUCAUCUAGACCAGGAGUUGGCAAACUUCUUCUUAAAGGGCCAGAUUGUAAAUAUUUUCGGCUUUGAGGGCUGGGAAGCAAAAAGCAAGGAUAUUGUACAGCCCCAUGCCUGGAGGUUACGGGGUGAUGGCUGACGAUGGCUCUAUGGAUUAUAGUGUUCAUGAGGCCUGGAACGAAGCCACCAAUGUUUACCUGGUAGUAAUCCUUGUUAGCUUUGUUCUCUUCAUGUAUGCCAAGAGGAAUAAAAGAAAAAUUAUGAGGAUAUUCAGUGUGCCACCUACAGCAGAAACUUUAUCAGAGCCCAGCUUUUAUGACACAAUAAGCAAAAUCCGUUUAAGACAGCAACUGGAAAUGUAUUCCAUUUCAAGGAAGUAUGACUAUCAACAGCCACAAAACCAAGCUGACAGUGUGCAACUCUCGUUGGAAUAAAAUCACAGAAAAUGAACAACAUUAAAUAAUGGUUCAGCAGUGUGGUAGUAAGCUCCUAAAUAUACUAAAUCCAUGAACAGCAUUUUCUUUUUAAACCCUAUGUCCCUAAAAUCAUUUUACUUGUCAUUUUUCCCAGUUUUUUGUUUUGUUUUGCUUUUUAAAAUUACAUCUCCAAGUCAUUUAUUAUACAAAAAAAAGGGGGGGGAGCAGUCAAAAUACCUGGACGCAGAGAGUCUGCACAUACUUAGAAAGAUAGAAUAUAACCAGAGAUGGUGAUUUUACCUUGUGAAGACCUUUGAUUUCUUCAGGAUACAAUCAGUCAGGAAUAAAAAUACAUCUUUGGAAGUGAGACUCUGGAGAUUAUGCCACUUUGGUUUAAACAUUUUUGCAAAAUUAAAAAGUAAAAAUCCCGGGG
Molecule: messenger RNA, 1563 nt
Organism: Leptonychotes weddellii (Weddell seal)
Lineage: Eukaryota; Metazoa; Chordata; Mammalia; Carnivora; Phocidae
Gene: SMIM19
Product: small integral membrane protein 19
Source: RefSeq, a predicted model, not a curated record